AUGCCGCCAACUCUUGACCUCAGCAGGAGAUCACAUACCAAAGUAGUCGUCUCACCCCCCCGAAUCAACCUCCGCAGAGCCGCGUCUUACAACCAUGACCGGGGACCCCUCUCUUCAACAUCAUCGCGCUUUAACUUCAACCACUUGGUAUUCUCACCGCCCCCGUCCCCGGGACUGCCAUCACUUUCUCCGCCCUUGAAGAAGGCAAACCGUGGCCUGUGUGGCGGCAUUACCCCGCUCAGACUUGCCCGUUAUGCCAUCCGAAUAUCCAGCAUCUUUCUGGUUUUCUAUGUCUCCCUGGUAUUUUUCACCUGGCUCUUCGGUGAGCCCGUCACGACGCCGCCCCAAACAGUGCCUCAGCCCCCGGUGGUAAAACCACUCUCAGGGACUGUGGAUCAAGUCAGCAUGGUAUCGCAAAAGGACCCGCCAGAUUUCCCAACUCCGAUCGUCAUAACCGACCAUCGAGGAAGGGCAAAGUGGACGGUAUCUAUUCCGGCAGGCUCCGGCUUUCCCCUAACCAUGAGUCAGUACGCGGAUAUGUGCGUCAGAUGCCACCAAGUAGCGUCGCGGGCUCGCCAACUGCGGUCUGAAGGGAUUGGACUGCAACAUAUGUCUCUGGGUUUCUCAGACGCGACCGACCACGGAUUUAUCGAUGUCCAGGAGGCUCAAACAGCUGGCUAUCUUCCUUCUCCCACAGCCCGGGUCGGUGUGGUCAGGGAAGAAGGCACCGAGAAGCCUGGAUGCAAGAAGAGCCUCACAUUUGUCCUCGAGUCAAACGACGCCGGCCUCGGGAAGACGCUCAUGAUGUUGUGGACUGCGUACGGCCUGGCCCAAGAGGAGGGGCGAGCUUUUUUCAUUGACGAUACCAGAUGGUCGUAUGGGAAGUACACGGCCAUCUUCCAGCCGCCACCUGAUCCAGAUUGUGCUGCACCUUCAGGUCACGAGAUCCUCCCGUGUCCACGGCAGGCCCGACAUCUGGUAGCAUCUGCUGCGACGGUCGAUGUGCUAUAUGACAGCUUCAUCAAGGAGUUCGAAACCUCGUCAUCCGAGUCGCACGAGCGAGCCCUUCGAGAGAGGCAGUUCGCCCUGGCCCGCCAGGGUUACGAAGCCCUCUUCCGAUUAAACAAGGACGAUGGCAACUACGUUGAUUCCCGUGUCCGCGACCUGCUGGCCAAGAGGAUAGUGCCCAAGACCAGAGGCCAGCGGCACGGGCUGGCGAUUGGCGUGCACAUCCGCCGGGGCGACCUCCAUCCGCUCGAGUACCAGUACCGGCAAUCGUACAUUCCACUCAACGUGUACAGCGAAACGGCGCGCGACAUGAUCGAGGCCAGGCUCAACCGCACGGGGCCGUUUGGCGCUGAGGACAAGGCGGCCAAGGCGCAGAGCUUUGUCGUUGUCGCGUCCGACGACCCCAUGACGUACGAAAGCGCCGAGCUGGCGGGCGCCAGCCGCGCGCAGGAGCGCAUCCAGCUCGCCAGCAAGCAAGCCAUCCAACAAAAGGCCACCGGUACCAACCCGCCGGACCGGUCCGUGAUGCACAAGUUUGUCGACGAGACGUUUGGCUGGGAGGGCGGUUUCUUCGCUGCCAUGUUUUGGAACCUCGGCACGUCAUCACGGCGCCCGACGGCCGCGUCGGCGUCGUCCCAGGCGGUCGCCGGCGGUGCUGUAUCGGCAUCCGCAUCGUCGUUGCCAGCACCGACUGCAGAAACCCUCCGGCUUAGGAGCCUGGUUGGGCGCGCCUACAUGAUGGACCUGGCGGUGCUGGCCGAUGCGAGCGACGUGGUUGUUUGUGCCGUCAGCGCUGUGGGCUGCCGUUUGCUGGCCGUCAUGAUGGGCUGGGAGAGCGCCAUGGAGGACGGGAACUGGGUCAACGUCGACGGCGGCUAUGGGUGGAUGGGCCUUGAGUGGUAG
Messenger RNA from Canariomyces notabilis, 1911 nucleotides. RefSeq lists its product as uncharacterized. Gene Ontology annotation, biological process: protein N-linked glycosylation. NCBI's taxonomy places the organism in Eukaryota, Fungi, Ascomycota, Sordariomycetes, Sordariales, Chaetomiaceae. The coding region runs from base 1 to 1911 and encodes 636 amino acids. The transcript has a single exon. Gene Ontology annotation, molecular function: alpha-(1->6)-fucosyltransferase activity. The record is from RefSeq and is a predicted model, not a curated record.